This is a messenger RNA of Colletotrichum costaricense, 810 nucleotides long. RefSeq lists its product as uncharacterized. NCBI's taxonomy places the organism in Eukaryota, Fungi, Ascomycota, Sordariomycetes, Glomerellales, Glomerellaceae. The record is from RefSeq and is a predicted model, not a curated record. Bases 1 to 810 code for a protein of 269 amino acids. The transcript is spliced from 3 exons.
AUGGCUUCAUCCUUCCGUCCGCUGGAAGACUCAAUCAGCAGCUUGGGAGCGAACCUAAUGUGCGCCUCUUGGAGAUUUUCCCGCUGUGCCUCUUCCUUCGUAUCAACAACACAUCACCGUCCACCAGCAGUCAAUCGCCAUCUUCCCAUCCGUUUCGGCUCCAUAAGUCUUCUCGUGGGCUAUUUUCUUUACACUCGCGGUCCUCGCGUAGCUACCGUGCCUCGAACUCAUCACCGCCGCACCUAUUUGCGUCCACCACCAACCAGGGUCUAUAUAGCUUCGCCACUGUUUACCGGGCCCUUACAACAUCGAAUCAAAUCCUCAGAUCGGGGCUUUUCUGCGGCAGGAUCUCUGCUGCAGUGUUUCACGUCCGCGAAAAUGGCAAGCCAUCAUUCCAAUGUGCUUGGCCGACCGGUCAACGAUCAAGUCCGAUACAGCUUCAUCCCACACCACCCUAUCAAAUUCGGCCCCGGUUUGCACCUGAGCAUCCAGUCGUCCUUUCCAUUCUAUAUCCACCGGAAGAUGCAUCACGUCGCUUUCUUUGGAGCAACGGGGUACACCGUGUUCAGAUGUCUGAUGCAUGCUCUUCGGGAUACGUCAAUAUUCUGCCAUGUGUAUGUCAGGUGCAAGGCAAGUCUCCUGGAGAUGUUUGACGACGCGGAUGACUUUCAAACGGAAUACCUUGGCCGCAUGACAGUUGUCACAGCAGACUUGACCCCAGAAACUGCAGCUGAAGCCCUGUUCCCAGAGGAUCUUCAAGGAGAGCCCGUACACACAGUUGUCUACGGCAUUGGGGGCUUCAGGACUUAG